UUUUAAGUGAACGAGUUUCAUUUCACACCGCAACUGUAGGACGGAGAACCUCAGGAACGUUUUCAACCUAUUUCUCUUUUAAACUGUUAGUGGGGAAUUGACUACUAUGAACUGAAUCUCAUCCUAAAGCCAAUCAACAAGUAGCUCAAAGUCAAGUAACGCAUAAGACAGUUGAUUUUUUGUACUGAAUGUAGUACGUUAGAGGAAAUGGCUGUGGAAAGCAUGACUGUCCAUCCAAACUCCCCAACAGCCAACCACGAACACAACAGUCUUCUCACUGACGAAAGGCAAGAAGAGGGAGAACUGGAAGAAGGCGAGUUGGAGGAUGAUGGUGGAGAGGCAGAAGUGCCCAGUGGUGAGGGAGCUGAGCCCCAAGACAAGCCACGUCCUAACAAGGAGCGCCAUGUUAGUGAAUCAGAUGACGAGAAGUCGCAUCGGCGCCGAAAAAAGAGAAAGAGGGAGAGAGAGAGAGAAAAAGAAAAAAGGAGAGCCAAGAAAAAGCGCAAAUCAAAGCACAAGCGCCAUGCGUCGUCCAGCGAUGACCAUUCAGACUUCAGUGACGAUUCGGACUACAGCCCGAGCGAAAAGAGAAAAUACAGGGAAUACAGCCCUCAGUAUCCUCCCUCUGCCCAGGGAGGUUACCCAUCUGCACCCUCUGGUCAUGGAGGUCCCAUGUCAAAGAAAGGCAACUAUAUGAAGAUGGAUAAACAGGGCUAUGGUGGCUAUGAUGACUAUGAGGAGGACAACUAUGAGGGUGAAGAGGAUGAAGAUAUUGGCGAGGACUAUGAUGAUUUCGCCAAGGAACUGAACCAGUACCGCAAGGCCAAAGAGGUUGGCGGUGGACCGCGUGGCAGAGGUGGUAAAAACCGUAUGAAAAAUCAAAGAGGUCGUGGUAGAGGAGGGAUGAGGGGACGUGGUGGGAGAGGAGGAGGUGGAAGAGGAAGAGGACGGGGCAAAAUGGGGGGUGACGAUGAUGGAGAUGGAAUGUAUGGAGAUGACAUGGAGCAAUUUGGAGAUGAUGACUAUGAGAACAUGGGAGAGGAUGACUAUGAUGACUUCUCAAAAGAUCUUAACCCGUACAGAAAAUCAAAAGACAGAGGGCGAGGGGGGAAAGGUGGGCGGGGUCGUGGGCGAGGCAAAGGAGGUCGAGGUAUGAAUCGAGGCAGAGGGAGAAAUCGAGGAAGAGGUCGUGGAGGGGAUCAGGGUCCUGAUGAUGAUAACAGUGGAGAGAUGGAUAUGGGGGAUGGAUCUGGAGGGCCAAGAAGAAAUGAACAGGAGAAACAUGGCCCAGAAAAAAAAGGCAAAGCCAUUUGUAAAUACUAUAUAGAAGGCCGCUGUACAUGGGGUGACCACUGUAACUUCAGUCAUGACAUUGAGCUGCCUAAGAAGAAAGAACUUUGCAAGUUCUACAUCACUGGCUUCUGUGCACGGGCGGAAAACUGUCCCUACAUGCAUGGUGAUUUCCCAUGCAAGCUGUUCCAUACCACAGGCAACUGUGUAAAUGGUGAGGAGUGUAUGUUCUCCCAUGAAUCCUUAACAGAAGAUACUCAAGAGUUGCUUGAUAAGAUGUUGGCAGAGGAUGCAGAAGCAGGUGCAGAGGAUGAGAAGGAGGUGGAGGAACUGAAAAAGCAAGGAAUUAAUCCUCUUCCAAAACCACCUCCUGGUGUCGGUCUUCUCCCAACUCCCCCAAGACCUUCUCCUGGAGAUCCCUCCACACCUGUUGACUUCGGAAUGGCUGCACCUCCUAUGGCCCCCAGUGGUCCACCAGCUCCAGGCCCAGGUACUGGGCCCUGCCCAGGCCCUCCUCCUCCCUGCCCAGAUGGAAACAACUUCCAAGGACCACCAAAUCCCAACGGCCCUCCACCACCCAUGGGUCCACCACCUCCUUGUGGGGGUAAUGCAGGCAAGAAGAUUCCCUCUUUGUUUGAGAUUGUGGUAAAGCCCACGGGACAGCUGGCACAAAAGCUGGGUGUUAGAGGACCAGGCCCUGGUGCUGCUCCUACAGGAGCCGCGGGACCUCAGGGCCAUCCUGCAGGUCCCCCUGGUGCACCUCCACCACGUUUCCCUGGUCCACCACCAGGACACAUGGGUCCUCAUGAUAUGCCUCCUAUGGGCCCACCUAACAUGAAUCAAGGCCCUCCAUCAGGGCCACCAAUGAUGCAGAACUUUGGCCAGGGAGAUGGACCACCAAACCAGGGAAUGAUGCCUCCAGGGGGUGGAUCUGGAGCCAGCUUCUAUGAUAAUUUCUACCAGCAACAGCAAACAAUGGCAAUGGAUGGAGGUGGAAGAGAGGGUGACGGUUUUCAAGGAGCAAGUGGUGGAAACUUCAAUGAUCAGCCAUCCGGGAACCAGAACACUGGCAGCAUGGAGGGUAUAGCUAAUGUAGGUCCAUCUAAUCAGUCUGGGAUGGCAGUGCCAGAUUUCCUGCCUCCAGCACAGCGUGUGCUGUUUAUGAGACUCCAGCAGAAACAGCAGGAGGAUGAGGAGAGAGCCAAGAGGUUGGCUGAAGGUGGAGGAGCAGAGAGAGAGAAUGAAGGAGAUUCAGCAAACUGGUAUUCCAGUGAAGAUGAGGAUGGUGGUGGCAGUGUCACAUCUAUUCUAAAAACCUUGCGGCAGCAGACCCAAGGCCCCCCCAAACCUGACGCAGUUAACAGUGACCCUCGUCUGCACAAAUCUCAUCCUGCACCGGCACCCAGUCGACCAGCAGACCCCCGGCUAGCACGAGACCCUCGUCUAUCCCGGAGCACAGACUCUUCUCAGGCCCCUGAGGCCAGUGCUGCUUCUUCUCUAUCCCCCACCCCGUCAGACCCACGUCUUGCUCGGCUUGCACCCGCACACACGCCUAAACCAGAGCCCCCUCUUAUGUAUAAGCCCCCGCCCCUGACCGCCCCAGCUAGCAAUGAGGAAGAGGAGACUGAGAGGAUUCUGAGGGACAAGCCAGUGCCCAUCCCCCUCGACCCUUUAAUGGGUAUGGCACUGCGUGAUCCUCGUUCCCAACUACAGCAAUUCAGCCACAUCAAAAAAGAUGUAAUCCUGACUAGGCCUUCAUUUGCCAAGGCAGUGCUAUGGAGUCCUGAAGACCUCAUCCCUAUCCCUAUUCCCAAACAGGACUUACUCCCACUGCCCCCUGGCAUCCCUCCGGUUACUGCCAUAGACCCCCGGCUGUCCCGCACACCUCCCCAGCACCAUACGACCCUGCCUCCUUCGCUACCGCCUUCAGCUCCCUCUGCCGAGCAGUCUAAUCAGCCCUCCUCUUCCCUCCCAGACUUUGAGCUGCUCUCACGCAUCCUAAAAACUGUGAACGCCUCGUCAUCCAGCCCUCAAGCAGCUCCUACAGGAAUGUCAUCGCCUCCGUCCGCUUCUGCCGAGAAGCCCAUUGAUCCACGUAUGGCACGAAAAGCUCCCGCUGACCCCCGACUCCAGCCGCAAAAAUCUGCCCUCAAAGCCACCUCAGAAACACCUGCUCCUCAAGUCUCUCCCCCAGCGGCUUCCUUAUCUCCAACAUCUUCCUCCCCAACCAUUGCGCCCUACGACCCUCGGCUUUUAUCAGCAGGAGGGUCGGUUCGAGGUGUCGGAGGUGGUGGCGGUGGAGGUAGUGGCAGCAGCAGUAGUGUGCUAAGUGGCAUUAGUCUUUACGACCCACGGGCACAGGGCUCAGACAAGCCCGACGGCUCGGGGGCCGCAAGUCCUCCCUCUGAGUCCAAGUCGAGCGACGGUCAGACGACUUCAACUAAACCCAAAGCAAAAGAGCCGCUAUUUGUGCGCAAAUCUGCACUGGACCAGCCAGAACCUGAGAAGAGCACUACAGAGCAGACUACAGAUCGCUACAACAGCUACAACCGCCCUCGACCCAAACCGUCUCCAUCACCCAAUUCAGGGGCUGCAGCUGGGUCGCCUGCAACAGGCGGCCAAUCCGCAGCUGGACAGGGACCUGCCGGAGCUGCAGAGCAGCCCGCAGGGGUACACAACCUUCCCGUAUCCACGUUGUUCACAAUGGUAAAGCAGGUCAGCAAACCCAGCGGCACUGGCAGCCCAUUUGGUGGCAAUAGCCCCGCCCAACCUGAUGUGACUGAACAGGACAAUGCUUCUUUAAAAGACGUUUUUAAAGGCUUUGACCCCACAGCAUCACCAUUUUGCCAGUAAACUCUCUCUUAACUGUUCACUUCUAUUAUUGUGUCAACCACAAGGACUUAAGUGAUGAGAUAUCCACCCCAUCAGGUCACAUACCACACCACAGUAUUCACAUACAGAUUUCUAUCGAUAGGGUUUAUGUCUGUAAUAGUGAUAACGGUAAAUGAAAGCUAAAUGUCUAUUUUAAAACCAAAUCGGAGAUGUUUAAAUAAAUGUAAAUUUUAAGGACCUCUAUAGAUGUAUACAUCAAGAGAUACUUUGAAGUACAUUGAUUUUGGCUUUAUGAAAGAGAAGCAUUUUCAUCAGCCUAUACCAAACAGGUUUGUUGGAUAGUGACCCAUUUACCCCAUCCCAUCAUUUCUGCUUGAGUUAAAUCAUAAGCUUGGCCAGUGUGAUGAAUUCAUCGGUCCACCGGAUUAAAAUGUGGUAAUGGAGAAAUCGUUCACUGCCACUCCCUCCACCACAUGCAACUCAUUUCUGAAGCAGUUCACUGGCACCGUUCCCCAGUGAUUUAGAGCCUUUUAAGAAAUUUUAGCUUUGUUUUCUUUCACUGCUUAGUUUAGGUGACUCCUCCAUGUCUGUAUGAAUGCCCUUAUAUUCCUAAUGCUUAAGAUUUGUGUUUAGUCUGUUGAUACCACUCCACUUCGUUCAUCAGAUUGUUCACUUGAGACCCACCUUUGUAAGUGUUUGUGUCCCAUGAGAUCAUUUUAAUUUAUUUUUUAUACUGAAGCGGUCGUUUCUCUUUUUCUUUGUAAUGUGGCUGUCAAAUUCAAACAUUUUAUGAAUGUGUAUAUAUAUAUAAAUAUAAAUAUAUAUAUACAUAUGUGUAUAGUACAUAUUCUUCCCAUUUGGAUUGUAAAUUAACUUGAACUGUGCAACAGAUGAUGUUGGAAAAUAUAUCAUGUCAUUUUCUUUUGUUCACACAGGAAGAUUCUAGCUCACUCACUAUUUCCCUGAAAUAGAUUUGUCAAGGACUGCUCAUAAGUAUCUGCUUUUGUUUUUUUGGGUUGCCUCACUGCAAAAUGAUGGCUUUGUAUAUUGAAAAGUGUCCAUAUUUGGCUAAAGGUAACAUUUUGUAACCAUUCAUUGUAGGUGAAGUUGUGAAGUAUUUAAUAAAGGCAAUACCAGAUUGAAAACAA
Messenger RNA from Paramisgurnus dabryanus, 5270 nucleotides. RefSeq names its product zinc finger CCCH-type containing 4 (gene zc3h4). The record is from RefSeq and is a predicted model, not a curated record. NCBI's taxonomy places the organism in Eukaryota, Metazoa, Chordata, Actinopteri, Cypriniformes, Cobitidae. Gene Ontology annotation, biological process: negative regulation of DNA-templated transcription. Gene Ontology annotation, molecular function: RNA binding; metal ion binding. Gene Ontology annotation, cellular component: nucleus.